Molecule: messenger RNA, 2009 nt
Organism: Drosophila innubila
Lineage: Eukaryota; Metazoa; Arthropoda; Insecta; Diptera; Drosophilidae
Product: transmembrane protein 134
Exons: 2
Coding region: 563-1093 (176 amino acids)
Source: RefSeq, a predicted model, not a curated record
AACUCUGUUAUCUGUUAUUAGAGGUCGUGAUUGUGCGCAAGUAGACAGCUGUUUGAGUCUCACUCAUAGUUCUUCUACCAAACAAGUCGCGUAACUAACCAAUUUAGUGUUUAACCUUUGUUUAUACAAAUAUAUUUAAAUAUGAAAUGUUGCAAGAACAACAUAAAAGUAUUCAACAGUGUUUUUAGAAAAGUUGUAGUACCCACUGUUAAAUAGCAGUUCAAUCGAAUUUACAUUUUUUUGGUCACUGUUAUGGUGCUGUUAAAAAUGAAAUAAAUGCGUGGUGUGUGUUGUUGUCUUUGUGUCGCGUUAAAAUAUUAAGAAAAGCGCUGAAAAUUGUUACGGAGCAAUCAAAAAAUCAUUAAAAGGUUAAUAACACUCAGUUGAAUGUGGCGAAAAAUGCAGGCGACGCAGCAUUGAGCGCUCGAUUUUCUUCGAGUAUUGAGAACUUAAACGUACGCAACCUACAUACAAUUUAAUAACAACAAAAGCAGCAACAACAACAGCAGCAGACACAGCUAAAGAAAACAGAACACCAGCAGCAACAACAACAACAAACAGUAUGUACAACAACGGCACAAGGGGCUUCUCCAUACACGAUGCAUUCGAGGAGGAGGAAGAGGAGGCGAUACGUGUCUACGGCUCCACAGUGAUAUCAACGCCAAUGCGCGGUGGCGUUAGCGGCAGCGCCAAACAAGGUCGCUCCACCGAAGAUGUAUCCAUACGCAUACAGGAUCCAAAGGGCUACAACAAAUACGCAGAGGACACAACGUCAAGGGACAGUGACUCGCUAAUACAGGAAUACGGUAAUCUGCCCACGGAGGAGACAAACACAUAUUGCUGGCGGCAUCCAAAGGUCCGGGAGAAUUGGCGCACUGUUCUGGCCGCCUUUACGCUGCUUGUCGUUGGCACCGGUUUAUUUGUAAUGGGCACCUUUGCCAUUGCCGAUCCACACAAUACAUCACAGGGUGUUGUAUUUUUUGUUGCUGGACUCAUUUGCUUUAUUCCGGGCGCCUAUCACGUCGUCUACAUUUGGCUGGCAGCCAAAGGAUAUCGAGGGUUUGACUUUUAUCACCUGCCACUGUUUACAUAAGCAACAGAAUAAUAUGUAAAUUGUAUGUCGCAUUGGUUGAUCCAAUUCAAACCGCAAUCCCUGUCUGUCUAUAUACAUAAUUAUAUAUACUUAUAUAUAAACAUUUAUUUUCUAUGUAUGGUAAAUAACUCGAAAAGUCUCCUUUUGUGUAACUGAUAAUUUAAUGUGUGUAGCGAAACAAUUUCAAUCCAAAAUUCGAAUCUUAGCAAUAAUGAAUGUAUGUAUUUUUUUAAACAAUUAUUUUGUUAUAAUUAUUAUAUACUCAGAAAGCUUUUGGUAUACCCUCAAAAGUGCAAAAGAUACGUAUGGUAAACCCACACACACUUACACACAUCUCAUACACACACUAAAACACAUUCGAAAUUUAUUUAAAAUAUAACAAGAAAAACGAAAGACUUUGUAUAUGAUGCUAAUUGUGAAGCGCGCGUUAGUGUUUAAAAAUAAUAACAAAAAAGAAAUUUAAACUGUAAUUUAUUGAAAUUUAAUUGCACCAAAAACCAAAUCGAUAAAAACUAACGAAAUGUUUUACGAUUUUCAAACACGAAUCUAUAUUUAAUAAAAAUAUGAUUAAUAAAUAUAUGUAUAUGAUUAGGAAGCGUUCGAUAAGAACGCGCCUUAAAUACUUAGUAUAUAGAUACAGUAAUCUUAUUUAACAAAUUUUAAUGAGAACUCUUCAAAGAAAAUAUUUCAAAACAACAAAAUAAAACCAAAAGAGUAAUCUGUUAUUGAUAUAAGUGAAAAGCGCUGCUAUUGCAAUAUGUACGUUUUUUUAUAGCUAUAAAAGUAAUGCGCUAUUUUUUCUAACCCUAAAUAACCCUACCCGUCCUCUAAUAAAAUUAUACACUCAACUCUCACAGUCAUUACACACACACAAACACACUCAGACAGACGCCUCAUCAGAUUUCAUAUAGAAAAA